GCUGCAAGCAUGUGAAAGGCAUUCUCUUGUACGGACCUCCAGGCUGUGGUAAAACCCUUAUGGCGAGACAGAUUGGCAAGAUGCUGAAUGCCAGAGAGCCAAAGGUGGUCAAUGGCCCAGAAAUCCUCAAUAAAUAUGUGGGCGAAUCUGAGGCCAACAUCCGCAAGCUGUUUGCUGAUGCAGAAGAAGAACAAAGGAGGCUUGGCGCGAACAGCGGUGUGCAUAUCAUCAUUUUUGAUGAGAUUGAUGCAAUCUGCAAGCAGAGAGGAAGCAUGGCGGGUAGCACUGGAGUCCACGAUACUGUUGUAAACCAGUUACUGUCUAAAAUUGAUGGAGUAGAGCAGCUCAAUAACAUCCUAGUGAUUGGAAUGACCAACAGACCUGACCUGAUUGAUGAGGCUCUGCUGAGACCAGGGAGACUGGAGGUGAAAAUGGAGAUUGGCCUGCCGGACGAGAAGGGUCGAUUUCAGAUUCUUCAUAUCCACACAGUACGGAUGCGGGAACACCAGCUGCUGGCUGAAGACGUGGACAUUACAGAGCUGGCAGUUGAGACUAAAAACUUCAGUGGUGCUGAACUGGAAGGUUUAGUUCGAGCUGCUCAGUCUACUGCUAUGAACAGACACAUAAAGGCCAGCAACAAAGUGGAAGUAGAUAUGGAGAAGGCAGAGAGCUUGCGUGUGACAAGAGGAGACUUCUUUGCAUCUUUGGAGAAUGAUAUCAAACCUGCGUUUGGAACCAACCAGGAAGACUAUGCAAGCUACAUCAUGAAUGGUAUUAUUAAGUGGGGUGAUCCAGUAACAAGGGUAUUGGAUGAUGGGGAGCUGCUUGUUCAACAAACUAAGAACAGUGACCGUACUCCUCUGGUUAGCGUCCUUCUAGAAGGUCCCCCCCACAGUGGGAAGACUGCAUUAGCAGCAAAAAUAGCAGAGGAGUCCAACUUCCCCUUUAUCAAGAUCUGUUCUCCUGAUAAGAUGAUUGGAUUUUCUGAAACGGCCAAGUGUCAAGCAAUGAAGAAAAUCUUUGAUGAUGCAUACAAGUCCCAGCUCAGCUGUGUUGUCGUGGACGACAUUGAGAGACUUCUGGAUUAUGUCCCAAUUGGACCGCGGUUCUCUAAUCUGGUGUUGCAAGCCCUUCUGGUACUGCUGAAGAAGGCCCCCCCUCAGGGUCGCAAGCUUCUAAUCAUUGGAACCACCAGUCGCAAAGAUGUCCUGCAGGAGAUGGAAAUGCUGAAUGCUUUCAGCACUACGAUUCACGUGCCCAACAUUGCGACAGGGGACCAGCUGAUGGAGGCUUUGGAG
Eurypyga helias (sunbittern) is the source of this 1298-nucleotide messenger RNA. RefSeq names its product N-ethylmaleimide-sensitive factor (gene NSF). NCBI's taxonomy places the organism in Eukaryota, Metazoa, Chordata, Aves, Eurypygiformes, Eurypygidae. Gene Ontology annotation, biological process: SNARE complex disassembly; intra-Golgi vesicle-mediated transport; Golgi to plasma membrane protein transport. Gene Ontology annotation, molecular function: ATP hydrolysis activity; ATP binding. Gene Ontology annotation, cellular component: Golgi stack. The annotation marks the transcript as partial. The record is from RefSeq and is a predicted model, not a curated record. The transcript is spliced from 10 exons.